Pipistrellus kuhlii (Kuhl's pipistrelle) is the source of this 720-nucleotide messenger RNA. RefSeq names its product C-X-C motif chemokine ligand 9 (gene CXCL9). Bases 89 to 502 code for a protein of 137 amino acids. The transcript has 4 exons. Lineage: Eukaryota; Metazoa; Chordata; Mammalia; Chiroptera; Vespertilionidae. Gene Ontology annotation, molecular function: chemokine activity; CXCR chemokine receptor binding. Gene Ontology annotation, biological process: inflammatory response; antimicrobial humoral immune response mediated by antimicrobial peptide; cellular response to lipopolysaccharide. The record is from RefSeq and is a predicted model, not a curated record. Gene Ontology annotation, cellular component: extracellular region.
UAUAAUUAUCAAUAGCAUGUUUUCUAAAGAAUUUCCCAGGCUUGAAUUCUAACAGAGGAGUGACUCGGUAGAAUUCCAUUCUACUGCUAUGAAGCAAAGUGGUGUUUCUCUCCUUUUGGGUAUCAUCUUCCUGACUCUGAUUGGAGUUCAAGGAGUCCCAAUAAUGAAGAAAGGACGCUGUUUCUGCAUCAACACCAACCAACAAAUGAUCCACCUUAAAUCCGUAAAGACCCUUAAACAGUUUUCCCCUGGUCCUUCUUGUGAGAAAACUGAAAUCAUUGCUAUAAUGAAGAAUGGGACUAAAACAUGUCUAAACCCACAAUCAACAAAUGUGAAAAAAUUGAUGAAAGAGUGGGAGAAACAGGUUAGUGAAAAGAAGGAACAAAUUUUUUUUCUUAGAAAUAAACUUUGGAAGACAAAUAAUCUCUGUAGUUCCUUUAAAGGUCAGCCAAAAAAAGAAGCAAAAGAAAGGGAAAAAAACAUCAAAGAAGCAGGGAAUUAAAAAGGCUAAACGAUCUCAACGUCCUCAUCAAAAGAAGACUAUAUAAUCAACCACUUUACUGACAAAUAUUUUCUGUUUAAAAUAUUCUUUUUAAUUAUACUGAAAUAAUUCCAGCACCUUAAUCCAUAAACUUGUUAAUCUGACUAGAAAUUAUAAAGCAUCAUUAUGAAAUUGUAAUUGAAGCUAAAACGUGGCUUUUAAAAUCCAAAUGUUAAGAA